This is a messenger RNA of Fulvia fulva, 1116 nucleotides long. RefSeq names its product Putative aspergillopepsin A-like aspartic endopeptidase. Gene Ontology annotation, molecular function: aspartic-type endopeptidase activity. The transcript has 5 exons. Gene Ontology annotation, biological process: proteolysis. The record is from RefSeq and is a predicted model, not a curated record. NCBI's taxonomy places the organism in Eukaryota, Fungi, Ascomycota, Dothideomycetes, Mycosphaerellales, Mycosphaerellaceae. Bases 1 to 1116 code for a protein of 371 amino acids.
AUGGAGCGGCCGUCAUCGACAAGUCCGUGCGAGGACGCGCGAGUCGAUACUGCUGUUUUGACAAGGUGCAAGUGGCAUGGGCUCCUCAGAAGGUGCAUUUUCAGCUCGAGGGACGGCGCGCGGCGAUGCGCUUCGCGAACCUCAAGCCUUUCUACGCCUCGGAAGCACCUUCGCGGCUAUUAUCGCAUACAUCAUCCUUCGAGUCACCUACCAACCAUCACCAUGCCUAUGGAAGACAUCAAAACAGUGUACCAGCAGCGUCAUGGACUCCCGAGCACCUACGCAGCACAUUCUGGCCAGCUACAUGGACUACAUCGCAUCUCCCUAGUCAAAAACUCGAAGUGGACACCUUCCGCGCGCCAUUCCCUAGGACACCUAGUCAAGAAAUUCGAAAUCACUCCAACGUUGCCGUCGCCCUUCACGUUCGUACAGGAUAUCCUCGCAAAUAAUCCUCUGCAGCGCUUCAAGCCUGAAACGCACCUCGCCCUCACGCGCUCAGUUGGCCGUAUGUUGUCAACCGAUGGUACCACAGACAGAAAAGGUGGAGUCGAAGCGCAGAAUAUCCAGGAUGACUCAGAAUAUCUUGCGCAAGUUGGGGUAGGCACACCCGUGCAAGCGAUGCUAUGGUCUACGUCCCUCCCCAAGAACACACAAGACGCUGGGCGCAGCAAUGGCCACCACAUCUUCGAUCCCAGCAAGAGCAACAGCUGGAAAGCGUCACAGGGUCAAAGCUGGACGAUUACAUACGGCGAUGGCUCCAGUGCGAGUGGCUCAGUAGGCACCGAUACGGUCACAGUCGGAGGCCUCUCCGUGGAAAAUCAAGCUGUCGAGCUCGCAAAAGCCAUCGCGCCUAGCUUCGAGAGCACUGCAGGUGAUGGUUUGCUAGGCUUGGCGUUCGGAACGAUCAAUACCGUGCAGCCUCAGCCCGUUCACACGCCAGUAGAGAACAUGGUGAUCCAAGCCGACAUUCCCAAGGGCAGCGAGCUCUUCACAGCCUACUUGACAAAUCGGAUGGACAAGGUGCCGCCGUUCUAUACGUUUGGCUACAUUGAUCAGGAAGCGCUCGCCAAUCAGACUCCCCGCUACACUCCCAUCGACACCUCCAAAGGCUUCUAG